AUGAAACUCAAUAGUGAUGGAAGCUGUAUAGAGGGGCAAUGUGGAGGGGAAGGACUGGUCAGAGAUCACAAUGGGAAAUUCAUUUUUGCCUACACUGUAAACAUGGGAACUGGCACAAGUAACAAUGCUGAAGCUGCUGCACUGCUAUAUGGUUUGGAGUGGUGUGCCAACAAAGGAUUUGGAAUAGUUUUGGGGGAGACUGGCUCUCUACUGCUUGCAAAGUGCAUUAAAAGGGAACAGAAACCACCCUGGAAGAUUUCCACAGAAGUAGAAGACAUUCAGAGGGUAGUUGAAGUUCAUGGAUUCAACAUCAGUCAUUGUUUUAGAGAAGCCAACAAACCUGCUGAUAAACUGGCUGACUUGAGUCACAGCACUGUUGGAAUCCAAACUUUCAACUCUUUUUCUGAGUUGCCUAGACAUGUUAGUGGCUUAAUAAACUUAGAUACUUGGAACAUGCCAAGCUUUAAGGUAAAACCUGUCAAGCCUGCUCUUUUUGUUUUUAAUCCACCUUAG
Lycium barbarum (goji berry) is the source of this 513-nucleotide messenger RNA. RefSeq lists its product as uncharacterized. NCBI's taxonomy places the organism in Eukaryota, Viridiplantae, Streptophyta, Magnoliopsida, Solanales, Solanaceae. Gene Ontology annotation, molecular function: nucleic acid binding; RNA-DNA hybrid ribonuclease activity. The transcript has a single exon. Bases 1 to 513 code for a protein of 170 amino acids. The record is from RefSeq and is a predicted model, not a curated record.